GGGAGGGGUAAGUGCAGAGCGUGUUGUUGUCCGUGGCUGCUGGGGACAGACAGCGUUGUCGAGGUCGGUGAAAGUACUGCUCUGACCAAGACUUCGGUUCUUACUUUCUAAAAAGUGCUACCCCGAGAGACAUACCGAGACAAAGAGAAAGCGGAUGAUAUAAAGAGCAACCCAAGGUCCUCCACCAGAGAAGGUUUGCUGGAAUGGGUAACCUGCUAAAAGUCCUAACAAGGGAAAUAGAGAACUAUCCACACUUUUUCCUGGACUUUGAAAAUGCACAGCCGACAGAAGGAGAGCGAGAGGUAUGGAACCAGGUGAACUCAGUCCUCCAGGACUCUGAGAGCAUCCUGUCUGGCCUGCAGGCAUACAAGGGAGCCGGCCAGGAGAUCAGAGAUGCGAUUCAAAACCCCAACGACUUCAUGCUGCAGGAGCGAGCGUGGAACUCCGUCUGCCCGCUCGUCAUCAAACUCAAGAAGUUCUACAGUUUCUCUCUUAGACUAGAGGAGGCUCUGCAGAGUUUGUUGGAGUCCCUGACGUGUCCACCCUUCACGCCCACUCAGCACCUGGAGAGGGAGCAGGCUCUGGCCAAACAGUUUGCAGAGAUCCUCCACUUCACUCUGCGCUUCGAUGAGCUCAAGAUGAGAAUUCCUGCCAUUCAGAACGACUUCAGCUACUACAGAAGAACUAUCAGUCGAAACCGAAUAAACAACAUGAAUUUGGACAUUGAGAAUGAAGUCAACAAUGAGAUGGCCAACAGGAUGUCUCUGUUCUACGCCGAGGCAACACCCAUGCUGAAAACACUCAGCAACGCAACCACAAACUUUGUGACAGAGAAUAAGACUCUUCCACUGGAGAACACGACAGACUGUCUCAGCACUAUGGCCAGCGUCUGUAAAGUCAUGCUGGAGACACCGGAAUAUUCGAGUCGUUUCAGCAGUGAGGACACGCUCUUGUUUUGCAUGAGGGUCAUGGUCGGGGUCAUCAUUCUUUAUGACCAUGUCCACCCCAACGGCGCCUUCAACAAGUCCUCCAAGAUAGACAUGAAAGGCUGCAUAAAAGUCCUGAAGGACCAGCCGGCAGACAACGUAGAAGGCCUCCUGAAUGCCCUCAAAUUCACCACAAAACACCUGAAUGACGAGUCCACUCCGAAGAACAUCCGGACGAUGCUCCAGUAAUAUUUUGCUCUUUCUUUUUUUUUUUUUUUUUAACUAUAAACAGAUAUGAAGAGGAUCACUGCUCUGACCUCAAAUAAGAUGUAUAUGUUUACAUUAUUUAAAAAGACUCGAUGUUCAUACUUGUGUGUAUUUGCAUAGUCAUUCCCUCCAAGUUAUUGAAGCCUGCAGAACAUGUACCUUGUACUUUGCAAAAAAAAUAUGAAAGCAUCACAUGAAUUGCCUCUACUGUUAACAGCUGUCAAAGCACAAAUGAUGGAUUUGUCAGCCUUAUACUAUAACUGAGCUUUGCAAGCAGCACUUGGAAAUAAAUGAACAAGGAAGCAUAAAAAAAAUUGUAAACAAAUCUUUCAUUUGACAAUGGAUUUAGUUUAGUGUGCAGAUUUUUAACUUGGUGUUGAGCUUUGUGUUUUUUCAAACAGUGAAAUUAAAUUCUGACACAGGUUAUAUCACAAUGACACAAUCCUAAAAAUCAACAUGCAUUUAAACAAGUGAAAUUAUAUCGUCCUGUGAUUUCACUUGAUCUACAAAGACUAAGAUUUGAUGACAGAAUGUGAAAUCAGUCAAUGUUAAGUGGACAUUUCUGUGGCAGUGAAGGGCUAAAUACUGAAAGCAGAUAAGGGAUGAUUGGUUUGGUCAGCUGGGAGAAGCAUUUGGGUGCUUUUCUCUUUUUAUAGUCAGCUGUUGUAAUUGUUUUUUCUUUUCAAACUCCAGUCUUGUGCAUCUGAUAAAAUAAAUCCACUGUGAACAUAAAGACAUACUUUGCACAUUCAGUAAGAUCCAGUGUGUCAAAGUUUGCUUUAACUUAGAGGUUUCGCUGAUUGAGAAGGUCGUGAUAAUGAAUCACAAAAUCAAAUCAACCAACCAAAUGUUUUUAUUUAAUUGUUCUGUGGCAAUGCUCUGAAUGGUAGCUGUGUGUUUUGCCAUGUUUUAAGUGACUUUUUUGUGGCUUUUUUGUUGAACUGAAAAUCUGUCUCCCUAAAUGAAAGGCCAAAACAAAUCUUUGAUCCCAAAUAAAUAAUAUGCGCUUCUUAAGCGAACAAAAUGAUUUUUUAAAAACCUUUUCCAUU
Toxotes jaculatrix (banded archerfish) is the source of this 2242-nucleotide messenger RNA. It is a transcript of the gene cyria, whose product is annotated as family with sequence similarity 49 member A. Gene Ontology annotation, molecular function: small GTPase binding. Bases 204 to 1175 code for a protein of 323 amino acids. Lineage: Eukaryota; Metazoa; Chordata; Actinopteri; Toxotidae. Gene Ontology annotation, biological process: regulation of actin filament polymerization. The record is from RefSeq and is a predicted model, not a curated record. The transcript has 12 exons.